CACCAGGUCACCAACAACCUAAUUUUUGAGCUUUUAACUCACAAUCCACAGACACGCGUUGCUGUUUUCAUUCUUUUUAGUUAUUUUUCUCCCACCCAUGGACACUCUUCUCAAAUCAAGCUUUCCAAUCUUCUGUUCAAACCCAAAGUUCCUUACAACAAAACCUGUUAUAGCCUUCAAUGUCUCCAUCAAACCGCCACCACCAGAAUUCAAUUUCAGGGCAGAUAUUUUAACACAAUCAACUGCCAGAAUCCGACAAACUCAUCCUCAGUUGGGGGACUUGGCAGAGAAUGGGACGUUGGUGUUGGUUGAGAAGCGGCAGUUCGGUCCUGUUCCUGCCUGGAGGACCGAGUUCGUGGAACCAGAGGCUAUAUGGCUGGUGGGAACUAAUCAUAUUUCGCCGGAAUCAGCUGCUGACGUGGAGCGUGUUGUAAGGGCAGUCAGGCCUGACAAUGUGGUGGUCGAACUCUGCAGAAGCAGGCAAGUUUUGAAUUUUAUUCAGUUCAUUUUCAGAGCUGGUAUCAUGUACACAUCCAAUUAUGUUGGAAAUGGGCAGCAAUUACGGCCAAAUAUGUUUUCUUUGAGUGGGACUGGGUUCUUUCGUGCCGUUGGUCGUAGCAUAAACUUGGGGGGUCAAACUGCCCUAGCAUUGCGGCUACUUUUGGCACUUUUCUCUUCAAAAAUAUCUUCUGAUGUCAACCGUCCUUUUGGAGAUGAGUUCCGAGCUGCUAGAAAAGCAUCUGAGGAAGUUGGUGCUCAAAUAGUUUUGGGGGAUCGUCCAAUUGAAAUAACGCUUGAAAGGGCUUGGAAUUCUCUGAAGUGGAGUGAGAAAUUUAGUCUAGUGUUCUCAGUCAUUCGUGGGAUAACAUCACCAUCAUCUGAUAUAUCUGGAAAUGAUCUCAAGGAACGGAAUAACGAAAAUAACACCUUUCAGCUUUAUGAGCGGUUAAGCUUCUCAUACCCAUCACUCCCACAGCCUCUUAUACAUGAGCGAGACACUUAUCUUGCAUGGUCUCUAAAACGGAGCAAAGCGGUGAAUAAGUGCAAGACAGUGGUAGGGGUGAUCGGAAAGGGGCACAUGAAUGGUGUUAUAUAUGCACUAGUAUCGGAUCAAGGAAACUUGCGGUUUAGAGACCUUGCAGGGAAGACUUCAUUCGAAGCUGAGUCUAAUAGCUGGGUCGAAAAUCUUUUCAAAGGCUUGGUCAGAGACACCUUGAUUGGCAUUCUACUGUGGGCAUUGUAUGAACAGAUCAAAGCUGGGUUAUUAUAGCAUCCAUACAAACUUAUUGUCUGAUCUGAUUCAAAGUUCAAGCUAGAGAACAAAUGUAUAGAAGAAGAAUUUUGUUACUAUUUUUUUCCUUUGCAUAUCUUUAUCAUGUGAUUCAACAAAUCAUUAGGAAUAACUAGUGUUACGCCAACGCUACACUGCAAUGCUGUUGUUAUUAAAUGUAUAAAUAAAAACAUUUGCUAAACAUAAUUAUAAUU
Durio zibethinus is the source of this 1485-nucleotide messenger RNA. The record is from RefSeq and is a predicted model, not a curated record. NCBI's taxonomy places the organism in Eukaryota, Viridiplantae, Streptophyta, Magnoliopsida, Malvales, Malvaceae.